GUGAGAUCGCAAGUGCAGUCCCUGCGUGACAGAGGAAACUGCUCCCUGACUGAUAAGCAGGCACUGCAAUAAAGACACAUGCUGUUUCAUAAGGAUACUCCUGAUUUCCAGAUAUAACCAUGUUUUUGUGGCUUAAACUCUUGGCAUUUGGGUUUGCCCUUCUGGACAAGGAUGUUUUUGUCAAAGGACAGGAAACAGGAGCUACUUCCAUGCCCACAAGCACAACUCUACUUGCACACUCCUCCACACGCUCAUCAGCAGAAAACAAAGGGAAAAAUCAGGCAUCUUCUGGAAAUGGCACCAUUACAACAAGCAGCGCAAAUCUCACCACGCACUCAUACUCAGACUCUACCAUAGGAUCCACCAAUCAGCCACACAGCAGCACUGCUGCCCUUACUUCAUUCACUCCUGCUACCACCACGCAUAAACCAUCAGGCACCAUUACAACAAGCAGCGCAAAUCUCACCACGCACUCAUACUCAGACUCUACCAUAGGAUCCACCAAUCAGCCACACAGCAGCACUGCUGCCCUUACUUCAUUCACUCCUGCUACCACCACGCAUAAACCAUCAGAUGAUUACAAUAUGACAUCCUUGCACAGCACCACUUCACCAUCCAUGAACAUUACUUCUAACAGCACUACAACAAACAUGCCUGAGUCUUCCUCAGACACCUCACAUUCCAUGAAUACGACUGCUCCACCUCUUUCAAAUGUGACAACUUCCCCCAUAAAUUGUGACCAACUUAAUCUUACGAUGGUGGACCACAAUUACAGUCAGAAACUAGUCAGUGGAAAAUUAAAAGUUUUUGAAUAUGGCUUAGAAAUAACUCCAUCCAGUCUUACAUGUGACUCACCUUGUAAGAUAACAAACAAUGAUAGUAUUGAAGGACUUGAGGAAUGUAAAGCAUACAACAUUGUUAUAAAUAAUGCUAAUUGCAACAUUAAUCGUUCCAUUAUUGUCCCACCCAACCAAAAAAAAUACAAAUUGCAAUCUGAUGUUAUAAAUAACACCUCUUUGAGUUUAACGUGGAAUACAGACUCCUCACUGAAAUGUAAUUUGACUUACUCCUAUGUUUGUCUGCAUGGGUUUAAUCUUUUAAGGACUCAGAAUAACUCUGUAACACUGACCAGUCUAAAAGCCAAUACUAUGUACAGCUGUACUUCAGAAAUAAUCUUUAAUACAAACAUGGAAAUAAAAAAAGAUAAAGCAAAUAUAACAACAGAUUAUGGACCACCAGACAAACCUGAAAAAUAUGGUGAGGAACAAACGAAUAGUACAAGUGUAUUCAUUAAAUGGAAAGAACCAUCAAAUACAUCAAAAGGCCCUAUUCAUGGCUAUAUGGUGAAAUGUAAUCAAUCUGAAGACAAGAAACUUGGAAAUAAGACCACUUUUUACAGCUGUACAGGAUAUAAACCUUACACAAACUACAAGAUCCAAGUUAUAGCAUACACCAAUAAUUUGAGAAAUGAAACACUUUUGGGGACAUCUUUGAUUUAUGAUGGUUACACAAAGUCAUCAAAACCAGGUGCAGUGACGGAUAUCAAUGUAAGUAACCCCAUCAAUAAUGCCAUUCGCAUUGAAUGUAAAAAAGGUGCAAAAAAUGGCCCACGUGAGACAGUCGUAUUGAAAUGGGAUGGAAAAAAUAUUACACGGAAAGAAUGUUAUUUUGAGCUAGAAGAUCUUUAUUACUUGAGAGAAUAUCACUUUCAGAUUUACAUGGACAAUGGAGAGCACACGGGGGAUCCUGUCAAAAUUUCAGCAAAGACAAAAUACAAUUCUCAAGCUCUGAUUAUAUUCUUGGCAUUCUUGAUUAUUGUGACAUCAGUUGCCUUACUGAUCGUCCUGUAUAAAAUCUAUGAUCUUCACAGAGAGAAAUUAAGCAAUGCAGAUGAAGAUAUCAUGCUUGUUAGGAGGGAUGAUGACAAGCAACUGAUGAAUGUGGAGCCAAUCCCUGCAGAAAUGUUGUUGGAAGCCUACAAGAGAAAGAUUGCUGAUGAAGGAAGACUUUUUCUGGAUGAAUUUCAGAGCAUUCCCAGGGUUUUCUCGAAGUACCCAAUAAAGGAAGCACGUAAAAACUACAACCAAAACAAAAACCGUUACAUUGAUAUUCUCCCUUAUGAUGAUAACCGAGUGGUACUCUCAGAAAUAAAUGGAGACCCAGGAUCAGACUAUAUAAAUGCAAGCCAUAUUGAUGGUUUUAAAGAACCAGGAAAGUAUAUUGCUGCACAAGGCCCCAAGGAUGAGACCACUGAUGAUUUCUGGAGAAUGAUCUGGGAACAGAAGGCAACAAUUAUUGUUAUGGUGACUCGCUGUGAAGAAAAUAAUAGGAACAAAUGUGCCCAGUACUGGCCGACAACAGAGAAUAGCACUGAGACUUUUGGGGACAUUGUCGUGAAGAGCAAUGAAAGUAAAAUGUGUCCUGACUACAUUAUUCAGAAAUUGCAUAUUACAAAUAGAAAGGAGAAGACACCUGGGAGAGACGUGACUCACAUUCAGUUCACUAGCUGGCCGGACCAUGGAGUGCCUGAUGAUCCACAUCUUCUCCUCAGACUACGCCGCAGAGUUAAUGCUUUAAGCAACUUUUUUAGUGGCCCAAUAGUGAUUCAUUGCAGUGCUGGUGUUGGCCGUACUGGAACCUACAUUGGAAUUGAUGCUAUGCUGGAGGGGCUAGAGACAGAAGGCAGAGUGGAUGUUUAUGGCUAUGUUGUAAAGCUCCGACGGCAGCGCUGCCUCAUGGUUCAAGUAGAGGCACAGUACAUCCUGAUCCAUCAAGCCUUGGUGGAGUACAAUCAGUUUGGUGAAACAGAGGUCACUCUCGCUGAACUACACACCUACCUUAGUAAUCUGAAGAAACGAGAUCCUCAGAGUGACCCAUCAUUGCUGGAAGCAGAAUUCCAGAGGCUACCAUCGUACAGGGGAUGGCGGGGACAGAACACUGGCAAUCGACAGGAAAAUAAAAGUAAAAACCGGAAUUCCAAAAUGAUUCCAUAUGACUUUAACAGAGUACCAAUUAAACAGGAAGAGGAGAAAAGCAGGGAGAGUGAACAUGAUUCAGAGGAAUCAUCUGAUGAGGACAGUGAUUGUGAGGAAGCAAGCAGAUACAUCAAUGCAUCAUUCAUAACUGGAUACUGGGGUCCAAAAGAAAUGAUUGCAACACAAGGGCCACUACCAGACACGAUCAAUGACUUCUGGCAUAUGGUCUUCCAAAGAAAAGUCAAAGUCAUAGUUAUGUUGACAGACCUCAAGGAAGGAGACCAGCAACGUUGUGCACAGUAUUGGGGAGAAGGAAAACAAACAUAUGAAGGCAUAGAAGUUGAAAUAAAAGAUGUCAACCAGUCUUCUAGCUACACCAUACGUGCAUUUGAUAUAACACAUGUGAAGAGGAAAGAAACUCGGAAAGUCUAUCAGUACCAGUUCCACAAGUGGAAUGGUUUGGACCUUCCUGAAAACCCCAAAGACUUAGUCACUAUGAUUCUGAACCUCAAACAAAAACUUCCAGAAAAAAGUAUCACUGAAGACAACAGAUGCAGCCGGAGCAUCCCAAUUGUCAUUCACUGCUGUGAUGGAUCUGAACAAACGGGUGUGUUUUGUGCCUUGUUGACUCUCUUGGAAAGUGCAGAAACAGAAGAAGCGAUAGAUGUCUUCCAAGUGGUGAAAUCUCUUCGACGUGCCAGGCCGGGAAUGGUCCCCUCCUUUGAACAAUACCAAUUCCUGUAUGAUACUAUUGCUAGCAUCUACCCUGCACAGAAUGGACAAGUAAAGAAGAACAGCAAGCAGGAAGAUAAAUUUGAAAUCGACAAUGAAGUAGAAAAAACAGAUCAGGAAGCUAAUUUGAUUACUAUCGAUCUCAACUCACUGGAGUCAGAGCCCAAUAGGAGUAUGGAAGCGGGUGAAGAUUCCAAAUCUGCAGAUGGCCCACAAGGAACAGAGAGCUCUGCAAAUGGACCCAAGACUCCAGUUUUAACUGAGAGUGCAUAGAAAAAUAUAUUAAAUUUGAUAUAGAUUUGGAUAUACAAAAUAAUCUUUACAGAAUAUGUACUAGAGAUUUGUUCAUAAUUUUUCAGAGGUACGGUAUGGAAAGAAUACUUGAAAUGUGUGGAUAAUGUAAUGCACUGUGAAAAUAUUGUGUAGAUUUGGAUUGUAUUCCUUUCAAAUUAUUUGAAUUAAUUUUGAUCUUUUUACCAAUUUGUACAGUAUAAUUCUGAUUUUAAUUAUGGUCUGGUAUUGAGGAAUGGUAAGAAAAAAAGCUAACUUUUACCAAUCUUAUUUUUUGUUAUAAGAAAGUAAGUAGCCAGGACUGAAACUUCUAAUAAUGUACAGUCAUAAAUAUAAAGUUAGAAAUGUGGCAAAUA
This is a messenger RNA of Pelodiscus sinensis (Chinese soft-shelled turtle), 4354 nucleotides long. Lineage: Eukaryota; Metazoa; Chordata; Testudines; Trionychidae. The record is from RefSeq and is a predicted model, not a curated record.